Messenger RNA from Gadus macrocephalus (Pacific cod), 1155 nucleotides. RefSeq names its product disintegrin and metalloproteinase domain-containing protein 12-like. The transcript is spliced from 9 exons. Bases 1 to 1155 code for a protein of 384 amino acids. The record is from RefSeq and is a predicted model, not a curated record. NCBI's taxonomy places the organism in Eukaryota, Metazoa, Chordata, Actinopteri, Gadiformes, Gadidae.
AUGCUAGUGGCGAUGCUACUGAAGCUGGCGGGCACGCCGUGCCGGGAGUCCAGUAACUCGUGCGACCUGCCGGAGUACUGCACGGGUGCCCACCCGCUGUGCCCGGCCAACGUGUACCUCCACGACGGCCACGCCUGCCACAGCGUGGACGGGCACUGCUACAACGGCAUCUGCCAGACCCACGAGCAGCAGUGCAUCACCCUGUGGGGGCCCGAGCGUCUUCAGGCUAGCCUUCCAGCUAGCCCUUCAGACAGAGGGGACAGAACCCAGACCCUUCCACACAAACCCCUAACCAGACUCUCCUGUCCCCCAAACCUCGUAUCCCCAGGAGCCAAGGCGGCCCCCGGGAUCUGCUUCAAGCGGGUCAACUCGGCCGGAGAUCCCUACGGCAACUGUGGGAAGGACUCCAAGGGCUCUUUCGCUAAGUGUGAAGCACGAGACGCACAGUGUGGCAAGAUCCAGUGUCAAGGAGGAGCCAACCGCCCUGUGAUUGGCACCAACGCCGUCUCCAUAGAAACCAACAUCCCCCUGCAGGAGGGGGGGCGGAUCCUCUGCCGGGGGACACACGUCUACCUCGGGGACGACAUGCCGGACCCCGGCCUGGUGCUGACCGGCACCAAGUGUGGAGACGGCAUGAUGUGUCUGAACCGGCGGUGCCAGAACGUGAGCGUCUUCAGCGUGCAGGAGUGUUCUUCAAAAUGCAGCGGUCGGGGGGUGUGCAACAACAACAACAACUGCCACUGCGAGCCGCACUGGGCCCCGCCCUUCUGCGACGCAGCCGGCUUCGGCGGCAGCGUGGACAGCGGCCCCAUGAGGCUGGCAGACAGCAGGGGUGUGAUCGUGGGGGUGCUGGUGGCCCUGCUGUCCCUCCUGGGGGCCGGCCUGGUGGUGUGUGUGAAGAGGAAGAGCCUGCCUGGGGGCCUCCUCACUGGGGGCCUCCUCAGCGGGCAGAAGAACCCCCUGGAGCAGCUCAGGUCGGUGAGCUCUGGGCCCGGCCGGACCGCCAGUCCCCCUCAUCCUCAGUCCCCCGGGGCCACGUCCCCCGGGGCCACGUCCCCGGCCCCCGCUCCACCCCCCAGCACCAGCAUCUACAAGGUAAACAAGGUCCAGGUCACCGUGCGACAGGGUCAGAGGAGGAUGGCUCUGAGGGUCUGA